CGUUUGAUGUUGCCAGUAUCUCUUUUGGACAUUAUUUUUAUUUAUUCAAAAUUUCAUUUAAUUUAAUUUUGUUUCUGGUAUUCGGCUGAUUCUCACAUAUGUGUCUUGUGUCAGCGAUAAUGGGUUUCUGUGAUGUUUAUGAUUAUUGUGGCACCACUCCUUUGAAAUGUCGUUUUAUUUCUUCUCUUACCGGUUGUGUAACCCCCCUCCCUUGAUAGCCAGCCAUCCAUCCGCCAACCAAUGUCAACAGGAAGGCCCAUCAAAUGUGUAGUCGUUGGCGAUGGCACGGUCGGCAAGACAUGCAUGUUAAUAUCAUAUACCACAGAUAGUUUUCCCGGUGAAUAUGUGCCUACAGUUUUCGACAACUAUUCAGCACCAAUGCAGGUAGACACAAUACAGGUAUCAUUGGGUCUAUGGGAUACAGCUGGACAAGAGGAUUAUGAUAGACUCCGACCACUCUCAUAUCCACAAACGGAUGUUUUUCUGAUAUGUUUUUCAGUUGCGAGUCCAUCAUCAUUUGAAAAUGUCACCUCCAAAUGGUAUCCCGAAAUAAAACACCACUGCCCAGAUGCGCCCAUAAUAUUAGUAGGUACCAAAAUUGAUUUACGUGAGGAUCGUGAGACUCUUAGUGCAUUGGCAGAACAAGGUUUGGCGCCACUAAAACGGGAACAAGGACAAAAAUUAGCAAAUAAAAUAAGAGCUGUUAAAUAUAUGGAAUGUUCAGCCCUAACACAAAGAGGCCUAAAACAGGUAUUCGAAGAGGCUGUGCGUGCCGUACUAAGACCUGAGCCACAAAAACGACGUCAACGAAAAUGUAUAGUUAUGUAAAUAUCGAACACGUCAUGGUUUAUAUUUAUACAAUUUCCUGCAACUCCUGUUCCCAAAAACAAACAAAAAAUUACAAUGUUCUGUUUCCAAUUCCUCAAAAUAUAUUUUUUAUUAUGUCGUCAUAGUCGAGAUCGCGCCAUUAUCAUCAACUUUAUCCGGGUUAUACGUAUAUCGUCUCUGUCUCUCAGUCUAUCCUACAACUAUCUCUAUCUAUAUAAAUAAUUCUUUUUUAUAUUUUUUGUAUGUAUAUUUAACAAAUGAUGAAAAACAAUAUUAUUUUCUAUUUAAGAACAAGAAACAAGUGAAACAAAUCGAAUUAAAGCAUAAUAUUUGAGAACCUAAUAUUAACAAAACAAAAAAAUUGUCCAAAUGUCCUUUUAAAAGAAAAUUGUCUACAUUUAUUGUAAUUCUAAGAGAUAACACAACAAACACAAACAAAUCAAAUCGAAUCAAACCACUAGUUUUUAUACCUUUUAAACUAUAACAACUAAAAAAAACAAAGAAACCCUAAGCAGCUAAAACUAGAACUAACUCCUCAAAACACUCUUCCUUCCAAGAACAGAAAACCUAACUCGAAAUAUAAUUAUUGCUAAUAAGUUUUUAAUUUUUAAAUUAUAAUUUUGUUGAUUUUUUCCAUCAAAGAAAGUCGUCCUUUGCGCCAUUCAUAACAGACAUAAAUCAUUGUCAUUGCCUAGAU
Messenger RNA from Musca domestica (house fly), 1525 nucleotides. RefSeq names its product ras-related C3 botulinum toxin substrate 1-like. The transcript has 5 exons. NCBI's taxonomy places the organism in Eukaryota, Metazoa, Arthropoda, Insecta, Diptera, Muscidae. Bases 241 to 828 code for a protein of 195 amino acids. Gene Ontology annotation, molecular function: GTPase activity; GTP binding. Gene Ontology annotation, biological process: small GTPase-mediated signal transduction. The record is from RefSeq and is a predicted model, not a curated record.